Messenger RNA from Penicillium daleae, 1257 nucleotides. RefSeq lists its product as uncharacterized. Bases 1 to 1257 code for a protein of 418 amino acids. The transcript has a single exon. Gene Ontology annotation, molecular function: palmitoyl-(protein) hydrolase activity. The record is from RefSeq and is a predicted model, not a curated record. Gene Ontology annotation, cellular component: membrane. NCBI's taxonomy places the organism in Eukaryota, Fungi, Ascomycota, Eurotiomycetes, Eurotiales, Aspergillaceae.
AUGCUGGGAAGAUCAGGAUUGCUGCGCGUCGGGCGCUAUAGCCAUGGCAACGUGGUGACCAGAUGCACCCACCAGCCUCGUCCACUGAGAGCCUCUCAUCGAUACUUCUAUAACAAUACAUGGAAACGGCCAAACCUCUGCCAGAAGCAGAAUGAUACCCAGCCAAGGGCGAGCCAACAGUUACGAACCUUGUUCAUUGAAUCCAUUCCCCCUAUCCUCUACCCGCCGGCCAUCUUCGUCGGACUUCUUCUCGGUCUGUGGACAUGGAAAUGCUUCUGGAUCAUCGUGAUGCAAAACAAGCUCUUGUAUCUGUCAUGGCUGCCACCUUUCUCGCGAUCCGAUAAGAUUGCCGAGUACGAGACUGAAUGCAAGCCCGUGCAAUGGCAAGAAAAGCAAAUCCGAAGCCUGGAUGGAACCAAAUUGGCCGUCUGUGAGGGAUACAUCCCAGUCAACGACAACCGCAAAUCAAUCAACACUACAAAGAAAACAAAAUCAGUAGUAAUAUGCUACUUCCAAGGCAAUGGCGGCUCAACUCCACUUCGGUUACCCCUUCUUUCACAAGUCUUGAGGACUAUCUCGACAAUGUCAAAUGCGACAUCCUCAUCCCACAACACCAAAUUCACUAUUGUCGCCCUAUCAUACCGUGGCUACUGGACAUCUUCCGGCCGCGCCACACAGUCGGGAAUCGAACUCGAUGCCCAAGCAUUCCUGAACUGGGUAUCCGAAACGUAUUCAUCUCCAGAAACCGAUCUACAAAUUGUUCUCUGGGGACACAGUCUCGGCUCGUCCAUCGCAAGCUCUGCCCUAUCUACUUAUCUCUCGUGGCGGGAAGCCAAACAAUCCACACAAGAUGCAAGCCUCGCUCCAGUUGCGGGGUUGAUCAUGGAAGCGCCAACGUCGAAUAUCAAAGAUAUGCUUAUCAGCUUGUACCCUCAGAGAUGGCUUCCCUAUCGGUAUUUAUGGCCAUUUUCAUGGAAUACCUGGUGCAAUGCAACGAACUUGAAGCGACUGGCCGAGUGGCGAGAUCAAAAUUCGCAAAGAGCUGGCUCGAUCCCGCCAAUUUUUAUUUUGUCUGCCGAGAAUGACGAAAUAGUCCCACCAUAUUUAGCCGGCCAAUUGGAGAAAAGAGGUCAAGACCUGGGGCUUGAUAUCUCUAGGAAAGAAGUUACUGGAGCGAUGCAUACGGAAGGGCCAUUGAAAGUAGAUGGCCGAGAAGCAUUGGUCAGGUUCAUUCUUGACAAGACCUCGGAGCAAUAA